Molecule: messenger RNA, 1440 nt
Organism: Bipolaris maydis ATCC 48331
Lineage: Eukaryota; Fungi; Ascomycota; Dothideomycetes; Pleosporales; Pleosporaceae
Product: major facilitator superfamily domain-containing protein
Biological process (GO): transmembrane transport
Cellular component (GO): membrane
Molecular function (GO): transmembrane transporter activity
Source: RefSeq, a predicted model, not a curated record
AUGACGUCGCAUUCGACAGUCGGGGACAAGGAGCCCAUCAUCGAUGACAAGGCUGUCUCGCAAGACGAAUACAGCUGUACUUCAUCUGAACAGCACAGCGAAGAGAUGGUCGAGCAACAUGACGAACCAGAUGCAAUAGGAAGCACCGACAUGGCACCAGACAAAGAAGCCCAAUUAGAUGCACGCUCAACACUCACUGCUGAAUCCGGCCUGCCACCUGCUCCUGACGGUGGACUCCACGCCUGGCUCAAAGUCCUGGGCGGCUUCUUAAUUUACAUGAACAUCUGGGGUUUUACCUUGACAUACGGCGCAUUCCAAUCCUACUACCGCACCUCGCUCCUCUCUUCCUCCACAGCCUCCUCAAUAUCCUGGAUCGGCACAACUCAAGCCUGGCUCCUAAUCGUCGUCGGCGUCCUCUCCGGCCCACUCUUUGACAUGGGAUACUUCCGCUCUAUGCUCCUUGUCGGUAACUUUCUCGUUGUAUUCGGCGUCAUGAUGUUGAGUCUAUCAACCAAGUACUGGCAAGUCUUCCUCAGCCAAGGUAUAUGCAUGGGCUUGGGUGCCGGACUGCUGUACAUCCCCAGUCUAGCCAUGGUAGGCGUGUGGUUCGACAAGAGAAGGAACGUUGCGCUGGGAAUCGUUAUGAGUGGGAUUGCUGUUGGUGCAAUCAUCUACAUAACAAUGUUCAACAACCUCGUCCGCCGCACGUCCUUCGGCUGGGCCAUCCGCUCCCUCGGCUUCGUCGCCCUCGUCACCGCCCUCCUCUCCAUCCCCGCCCUCCUCUCCGGCUCUGCCUGGCUCAACAAGCCGCGCAAGCGCCGCGCCCUUUUCGACAAAUCCGCCCUCCAUGACCGACUCUUCCUCAUGUUCACUCUCGCCUCCUUCACCACCUUCCUCGGCUAUAACGUCCCCUACUUCUACAUCCCCACGUAUGCCCGCGAGCGCCUCGGCACCGACGAGCGCACCGCCUUGUACAUGCUCGUCAUGGCUAUCGCCGGCAGUUUCUUCGGCAGACUCAGUGUAGGCUUCUUGGCCCAUUACGUCAGGCCCAUCUUGACGUGGGCCAUGUGUGCGACGUGCAGUGGUAUUUUGGCCCUGAGCUGGUUGUCCAUUAAGGAUGAGAAGAGUUUUAGGGCUUUUAGCGUUUUAUGGGGUUUCUUUUCAGCGGGUCUUGUUACCUUGCCUGCCGCCGCGUUCGCAAGUAUCACGACGGAUAUGUCGCGGUUGGGUACCCGGCUCGGCAUGUCGUGGAGUGCAAGCAGUGUGGCUACGCUGAUUGGCGCCCCGAUUGCUGGUGCGCUGCUUAAGAGGGAGAAUGGAAGGACAGACUUUCUCGGUGUGCAAUUGUGGAGUGGUAUCUUCCUUUUUGUGGGAACGGGGACUUUGGCCAUUUUUUGGGCUAUGGUCGUCAGGAAGAAGAAGAGCGGGUGGAAAGUAUAA